GGUGUUCCACAUUGCCCUUCUCGUGGGCGCCCUCCUUCUGGCCUCUGCCAAUGCGGUCGAACCUGGCGCAUGCGCUGUAAGUCACCCGAACUCCAAUGAACCCAUCUUCUUGGCCCAGACAACGACUAGCGAUUGGUCCAAUGCGCCAUCUAUCUCCCCUUUCCAGUAGUCAAUUGACUGCCAUCCUCUCCACCUGCAUAGCGCUUUGACUGACACCUGCAUCUCGAAUACAGAAAGGAUGCGUGAUAAAUCUAUAUGCCAACCCGGUCGCUUUGAACUGUGCUCCGCAGGAUAUGAACUGCAUAUGCCGCGCUCAACCUGACGUCGAGUAUGGCAUCAGGGAUUGCAUUACGCAAGCCUGCAAUCUGUCCGGAGACGAGCUGACGGCUCAGGUUGGCGCCUCGUUAGCGUUCAACAAUGAUACCUGCAGGCCUAUCACCUCGAUCUCCACCACUGCUCCGGCAACCGCAAAGCCCACUUCACCGGCCGCUGCAUCGCCUGUGACCACCACCUCACCUACCACCUCACCUGACACCUCACCUGUCACCUCACCUAGCACAACCACUCAGCCUGGCGAAACGGCCGCAGGUUUUACGAGCCCUGAAUCAUCCCCUACAUCGGCCCAAUCGGACAAGGGUACCACAACGGUAUCCCCGACCAGUACCACGGUAGAUGCCCAGGCCUCGGGUGCGCGUCAGACAAGCGACGCAUCAUCUUCCCCUUCUACCAGUGGUACAGCGUCCUCGGGCUCAUCAAGCGCGUCUAGCACCGCCGCCGCUGGUGCAGACACUGCAGAGGCUUCCUCCGUCGGUGGACUCACGACUGCAGCAAAGGCAGGCAUCGGAGCCGGUGUUGGUGCUGCCGUUGUGGUCGCAGCCAUCCUCGCUUGUUGCAUGCUGUGGAAGCGCAAGAAGCACACCGACCAGCAAAAGAAGCAAAAUAUCAGCCCGCCUCGCCCACCUCGUGGCUCAGCUACGCUGCAGAUUUCCAACCCUCUCCCGGGUUCUGGUCGUGUCACUGCAGACGACAUUGAGCGAGGCAACCCGAAUUUCCACGACUUCCCCGCGGUGCCGUACAGCCCAUCGUCCAAUUCAUCAUCGCAACAUUCGCCAAAGUCAACAUACACUCCUUCUCCACCUUCGCGAGACGGCGACGUCGACCUCCGAGCUCGCCGAUAUGAAGAUAUGGUGCCCAGAACGCAGCCGCGAACGGAGACCGGACCAAUGAUCUGAGGCGUUAGGGCGUUGUAUUCUCACCUGCAUCCUCUGGCAUCUACAUCAUGACGGGCCUGUGCAGUUCUUACGGCCGGAGUUAGGGGAUUUGAGCCUUACGGAAGUGUCAUGGAACACAUCCGCAAGCGUUGACAUU
This is a messenger RNA of Pseudomassariella vexata, 1368 nucleotides long. RefSeq lists its product as uncharacterized. The record is from RefSeq and is a predicted model, not a curated record. The transcript is spliced from 3 exons. NCBI's taxonomy places the organism in Eukaryota, Fungi, Ascomycota, Sordariomycetes, Amphisphaeriales, Pseudomassariaceae. Bases 294 to 1232 code for a protein of 312 amino acids.